UGUGGUCAGGAAAACCAAUCGAGCAAAGAAGGAUCCGGCAGAGAAGUAGACUGGUGAAGCUAAACCGACGCAAAAUGUUUCGCAAUCAGUAUGACAACGACGUGACCGUCUGGAGCCCUCAGGGUCGCAUUCAUCAAAUUGAGUAUGCCAUGGAGGCUGUGAAGCAAGGCUCUGCCACUGUAGGACUCAAAUCCAAAACCCUGGCAGUCCUUGUAGCGCUAAAGAGAGCUCAGUCAGAACUGGCGGCCCACCAGAAGAAGAUUCUCCGUGUUGACAACCAUAUCGGCAUCUCCAUCGCUGGACUCACUGCAGAUGCCAGGCUGCUAUGUAACUUCAUGCGUCAAGAGUGUUUGGACUCCAGGUUCGUCUUUGACCGCCCCCUACCCACGUCGCGGCUCGUCCAUCUUGUUGGCAGCAAAACUCAAAUCCCAACACAGCGAUACGGAAGGAGACCUUACGGCGUUGGACUGCUAAUCGCCGGCUACGACGACAUGGGCCCCCACAUCUUCCAGACGUGCCCGUCGGCCAACUACUUUGACUGCAAGGCCAUGUCCAUAGGCGCUCGCUCGCAGUCGGCCCGCACUUACCUGGAGAGAUGCAUGGACAAGUUUGUGGACUGUAAUCUGAAUGAGCUAGUCCAGCAUGGCUUGAGAGCCCUCAGAGAGACCCUCCCCUCUGAGCAGGACCUCACUACCAAGAAUGUUUCCAUCGGCAUUGUGGGUAAGGACAUGGAGUUUAUCAUCUACGACGAUGACGACGUGGCCCCCUUCCUGGAGGGUCUGGAGGAGAGGCCGCAGAGGAAGGUGGCUGCGCCCGCAGAUGACGACGCCGCCGACGCCAGUGCCGUUGCCGCGCCCGAGGAGCCCAUGGAACAUUGAGGCUAACGCUGAGCCAAUUCCUGUUUGUGAGGCGUAAUGUUAGAGAUGUGCCACCUGCCUAAAAACGUCGACCCCUACAUAUUCUGCCAGGAUAGGUCAGUGAGAGCUUUUGUACGGGUAGGAUGAACCCUGUAUUCCAAAAAUAAACGCCCCUUUUUUGAA
Messenger RNA from Syngnathus typhle (broad-nosed pipefish), 1040 nucleotides. It is a transcript of the gene psma1, whose product is annotated as proteasome 20S subunit alpha 1. Lineage: Eukaryota; Metazoa; Chordata; Actinopteri; Syngnathiformes; Syngnathidae. Gene Ontology annotation, biological process: ubiquitin-dependent protein catabolic process. The coding region runs from base 75 to 878 and encodes 267 amino acids. The record is from RefSeq and is a predicted model, not a curated record. Gene Ontology annotation, cellular component: nucleus; proteasome core complex; proteasome core complex, alpha-subunit complex. The transcript is spliced from 10 exons.